Molecule: messenger RNA, 639 nt
Organism: Kwoniella botswanensis
Lineage: Eukaryota; Fungi; Basidiomycota; Tremellomycetes; Tremellales; Cryptococcaceae
Exons: 3
Coding region: 1-639 (212 amino acids)
Source: RefSeq, a predicted model, not a curated record
AUGCCAAACGAAUAUGGUACUGCAAUGACCCUUGCCCGGAGAGGAAACAACGAAGAAGACAACGAGAUAGAAUUGAUCACGAACGAGGAUACCCUUCGAAUCGAUAAUCCACCUAAACGGUCUUGCCUUUUCAGUAGGGCCACCAGUGGAGAUUUUGUUCCUCGAAGUAAUGCCACCUUUGAGAAGGAGUCCGGUGAAUCAACCAGUAUUGAGUUGGACAACAAGCAAGACGAGCGUAUUGGUCACCGAUUCAUUGAUGUGACACAAUCACCUGUCGAAAGAGCUACCAUCAAAAUACCCGAUCCAAGUGAGAUGACGUAUUCCGAACUAGAUGAGAUCGCCACACAAAUAUACAAUGAGCUAUCUCCCGACCUGCGUCACAUGCCUGGAAAUGAAUAUCGACGAUUGUCAGAAUCGUUCGAAGCGACUCACAGAGAUUGGGGAAGCUGGAUAAGCCAGAUCAAGAGCGGUUCGGUGAGUCAGGAAGAUUACAAUCAAAGAGCAGAUUUCGAGUGGAGAGCCAUCCGCUAUUCUACAAAAGAUUCUCUGAAGCAUCAUAGUAUAAAGCAUAUGUCUCCCUUGCUCCUGAAAUUCUAUCAGGAGCCUGACAGUGACGAUGACAGUGAUGGUGCUUGGUGA